UUAAUUAGUAAAUGUACCGAGUAAGCAGAGGGCGGACGCAGCGCACACUUCGCAAGCGCUUUGGAUGCAAUCGAGGCUCAGCUCCAGAACGAGGUAUACCGAGUUACAUGUGUUCGCGGAAGGUGUGAGCUGAAAAUCCUCCUCAAUGCAGAAGCGCAUCAAGUUACCAGUGACUGCUCUGAAUGAGCACAUUAUCUGCAAAUUAUGCAAUGGAUAUCUCAUCGAUGCAGCAACUAUCACAGAAUGUUUGCACACUUUUUGCAAGAGCUGCUUGGUAAGACAUAUUGAACUUGUGAAUCGAUGUCCAACAUGUAACAAUCAAAUUCAUGAAUCACAGCCACUCUACAACAUCAGGCUUGACAGAACCAUGCAAGACAUUGUUUACAAACUUCUUCCAAAAGUAGAGAAGGAGGAAAAACGCAGAGAGCGAAAGUUUUACAAAGACAGAGGAAUGCCUUAUCCAGACCCUAAAGUUCUAGGUAGCCAAACACCUACAAGUGCAGGCUCAAGGCCAUUAAAAGCAACAAAGAAAGAUAAGGGAGCAGCAUCUAAAACAAGUAAAACUACAAAAGUCAAAAGUUAUCACAGAACAGAUGAGCAAAUCUCCCUUCAACUUGAGACAUACCGGGAUGGAAGCAUGUGUAGCUCAACAGAAAUAGAGCCUCUACCAAAGAAAUUUAUCAGGUUGUCAACACACGUCACCAUUGGAUUGCUUCAGAAGUUCUUGGCUUGGAAACUACACUUGGACUCUGAAAACAUGGUGGGCAUCCUCUAUGAUAAAACAGAAAUGGGAAGAGAUCUUACACUGAAGUACAUCAGUGAUAAUCUCUGUCCUCCAAAGGAACACUCUGUGCCCUUGAUUCUACAUUACAGAGCUAUGGAUGUAAGCUUUACAAGAUGACCGGUGUUGUAUGGUCAACUCAAAAUUGAUUGUUGUCUAAUGUUUUAGUAACGUUGUAGAAAUAAAUGUUUUGUAAAGCUUAAUAACACUCCGGAGGAGUGACGAUGUUCAUACUUCAUGAAGUUUGAAAAAGUUUAAAAAGUUCAACGUGCUAGCGUUUUAUAAUAGCUUGUGUUUCGCCAUAUCGAUUACGGUUCAGUGUAUUUAGUAUUUAUUCGUGAUGAGUUCAGUCAACUUCAUAAGAGAACAAAUGAGGAAGAAAUUCAGUAAGACUAUUGUAGUUGCAUUUAUGUUGAA
This is a messenger RNA of Pocillopora verrucosa, 1198 nucleotides long. RefSeq names its product polycomb group RING finger protein 3. Gene Ontology annotation, cellular component: PRC1 complex. Gene Ontology annotation, biological process: regulation of transcription by RNA polymerase II. Lineage: Eukaryota; Metazoa; Cnidaria; Anthozoa; Scleractinia; Pocilloporidae. The record is from RefSeq and is a predicted model, not a curated record.